Molecule: messenger RNA, 2260 nt
Organism: Lagenorhynchus albirostris (white-beaked dolphin)
Lineage: Eukaryota; Metazoa; Chordata; Mammalia; Artiodactyla; Delphinidae
Gene: B3GALT6
Product: beta-1,3-galactosyltransferase 6
Exons: 1
Coding region: 1-975 (324 amino acids)
Biological process (GO): glycosaminoglycan biosynthetic process
Cellular component (GO): membrane
Molecular function (GO): UDP-galactosyltransferase activity
Source: RefSeq, a predicted model, not a curated record
AUGAAGCUGCUGCGGCGCGCGUGGCGGCACCGAACGGCGCUGGGCCUGAGCGCCCUGGCGCUGGGCGGCGCUGCGCUGCUCUACCUGGCGCGCUGCAGGGCGCCCGUCGACCCCGCCGCGCCCGCGCCCUUCGGCCCCACGCGCGCCGCCGCUUUUCUGGCCGUACUGGUGGCUAGCGCGCCGCGGGCGGCCGAGCGGCGCAGCGUGGUCCGCAGCACAUGGCUGGCGGCGCGGCGCGGCGGCCCCGGGGACGUGUGGGCGCGCUUCGCCGUGGGCACCGGCGGGUUGGGCGCCGACGAGCGGCGCGCCCUGGAGCGCGAACAGGCACGGCACGGCGACCUGCUGCUGCUGCCCGCGCUGCGUGAUGCGUACGAGAACCUCACGGCCAAGGUGUUGGCCAUGCUGGCCUGGCUGGACGAGCAUGUGGCCUUCGAGUUCGUGCUCAAGGCAGACGACGACUCGUUCGCGCGUCUGGACGCGCUGCUGGCCGAGCUGCGCGCCCGCGACCCCGCGCGCCGCCGCCGCCUCUACUGGGGCUUCUUCUCGGGCCGCGGCCGCGUCCGGCCCGGGGGCCGCUGGCGCGAGGCCGCCUGGCAGCUCUGCGACUACUACCUGCCCUACGCGCUGGGCGGCGGGUACGUGCUCUCGGCCGACCUCGUGCGCUACCUGCGCCUCAGCCGCGAGUACCUGCGCGCCUGGCACAGCGAGGACGUGUCGUUGGGCGCUUGGCUGGCGCCGGUGGACGUGCAGCGCGAGCACGACCCGCGCUUCGACACCGAGUACAAGUCCCGCGGCUGCAACAACCAGUACCUGGUGACGCACAAGCAGAGCCUGGAGGACAUGCUAGAGAAGCACCGGACGCUGGCACGCGAGGGCCGCCUGUGCAAGCGGGAGGUGCAGCUGCGCCUGUCUUACGUCUACGACUGGUCGGCGCCACCCUCGCAGUGCUGCCAGAGGAAGGAGGGCAUCCCCUGACCGCCCCGAGCAGGGCUGGGACGCCCGGCUCCAGACCCUGCGCAGCCAUUCUGCCGCUCGUGGUGGUGUGUGGAGGCUGGACCGAGUUACUGGGGGCCGCCCGCCGGCCUUCCACUGGUGAAGCUGACAGCUUCUGGCUGGUCGUUAGCAUGAGGCCGGCCCUCGAGAGGACCCAGUUUACCUGGUGACCAUGGGCCAGAUGCCAGGCAGCAGUGGACACCUCCUAAGCCCCGGCUCCGCUAAGCACCCAUACAGCCUACCCGAGGGCAUCUUGUUCUGCGUCUGCGGCCAGCAUCCUGUCAGACAGAAAUGUCCCGUCCCUGGAUUUUAGCGUUUUGCCUGGACGUGGGCGAGUCUGCAGGCAGCCCCGCGGGGCCUGAGCACACACUGUCCUCUCCCAGGCCGGCACCAAGGAGCCAGAGGAUGGAGCUGACAGGCCUUGCAGGACAUGACCCCAAAGGAAAAUGCCCCACCCCUCAGGGCUGGGGACAAUGUCGUGUCUUGCCUCCACUGCACUGGCCACCCACCUGCACCUGCUGAGGGCUGUGGCCGCUGUCAGCUGGGCCCUGGCACUCGGAGACUCGCCAUGUGAUGCAACCCAACAGCUUUUAUAGAAGUUACUGUUGCUUUAUGCGGUUAGGUCACCUCUUGCGUCUCCUGCUGGUAACCCUUGUCACAUGUACGUCUAGGGUUUAACUUCGUUUUAUGUGAGUCAGCUUUCGUGGUAUUUUGGUCUGUGUGUUUGUCUGGAGUGAAUUCGUGGUACGUGUAAUUCAGAGCUUGCCUGCUAUUUAUUUAUAAAUUUUGUGAAUUUGCGAAGAUAAGCGUUUGAGUUGAGAGUUGGGGGGGUCUCAUAUGUUUUGGUAUUCAAGAGAGGAUUUUUCUACGAGAACUUGGAAUUUGUGGGUUAAUCAGUUUUUCCAACUUGAGUUGUAGACGCAUUGCUGCUUAAGGGUUGAGACAUGGAAGAGCUCAUCCACCUCUCUUCUGUUUACACGGAAGGCAACCCCACUGUCUCUCUCUAAAAACACUUUUCUUUAAGGCUUCCUCUCGGCCGCCCAGGGCAAGUGUUUCUGGAAGCAUUGACGAGGUUUCCCAAAAUCUGUCUUGAGACAGCCUUGCUAUGACAUGUCCCCUUGGGGACAGCAGGAGUUCGUGGCACCCUUGCACGUCCCCAGAAGGUUGGGGCUUCCUCUUUUCCCCGUUAAAUGUGAAAAGUGAGCACUGUGGUCAUUGCAGAAGUCAAAUAAAGUGGCUCCCGGGAAACGGGGAGCCCUUCUCAGGC